Paramecium tetraurelia is the source of this 1098-nucleotide messenger RNA. RefSeq lists its product as uncharacterized. Gene Ontology annotation, molecular function: ATP binding; protein kinase activity. Lineage: Eukaryota; Ciliophora; Oligohymenophorea; Peniculida; Parameciidae. The record is from RefSeq and is a predicted model, not a curated record. The transcript has 5 exons. Gene Ontology annotation, biological process: protein phosphorylation.
AUGGAACGCUACAGGAAGAUAGAAUUAAAGGGAAAAGGUAGUUAUGGUCAAGCUAUAUUGGUUCAAAAUAAAUAGGAUAGAAAGUUUUACAUUAUGAAGAUAAUAGAUGCAUCCAAAUUUGAUAUCAAAGAAAAAGAAAAUGCACUCAAUGAAAUAGAUGUAUUGAAGAAUUUACAUCAUCCAUGCAUAAUUGAAUACAGGGAAUCUUUUGUGGAUAAAAAUAAAUAUUUGUGUAUUGUGAUGGAUUAUGCAGAAGAAGGAACACUGCAUCAAAGACUUGAAUAACAAAAAUAAAAACAGGAGUAUUUGAAAGAGAAUCAAAUUAUAGAAUGGUUCACAUAAAUUUGUUUAGCUGUCAAAUAUAUUCAUGAUAGACGAAUCAUACAUCGAGAUAUCAAAACUCAAAAUAUAUUUAUUUCAAAAGGAGAAAUAAAACUAGGUGAUUUUGGAAUUGCUAAAUCCCUUAUUAAUUCUGAGGAUCUCUGCUAAACUGCUAUUGGAACUCCAUACUAUAUCAGUCCAGAAGUUUGUUAAAGAAUUCCUUAUGAUUAUAAAUCAGAUAUCUGGAGUUUAGGGUGUAUGUUAUAUGAGAUGAUGGCAUUGAAGCAUGCCUUUGAAGCCAAAACAAUGGAAGGACUAUUUUUGAAAAUUAUCAAUGGAAAAUAUUAGCCUAUGCCCAUCAAUUAUUCCUAAGAACUCAUCUAAUUACUAAAAGAUAUUUUAAACACAGAUCCUUAAAAGAGACUCAAUAUCAAUUAGAUAUUAGAUUAUAGAAUAAUUAGAAAAUCAAAAAACGAAUUUGUGCAAAGAAAAACUUAAAAUUUACAAAAGAUACAAUUUAUUUCUGGAUAAGUUAAGAAAAUUGAAAGUCUCUCUGGUCGAAUUAGACAUUAUGAGAGUGAGUAAAAAGAAUAUGGAGAAUCACUUGCGGAUCUAAUUGAGAAAAUGAGAAUGGAGCUUGAAGAAUAAUUAGGAGUUGAAAAAUUUAUCAUAAUUUACAAUUCUUUAAAAAAUGAGGAAGAUUCUUCCAAAUUUAGUAAUGAGAUUAUAAUAGAUAAAAUUACCUAGCUUCUCCAGUUAGAACAAUUAAUAUUUUGA